Molecule: messenger RNA, 2222 nt
Organism: Leptopilina heterotoma
Lineage: Eukaryota; Metazoa; Arthropoda; Insecta; Hymenoptera; Figitidae
Gene: Sse
Product: separin
Exons: 9
Coding region: 209-2077 (622 amino acids)
Biological process (GO): proteolysis; meiotic chromosome separation
Cellular component (GO): cytoplasm; centrosome; nucleus
Molecular function (GO): cysteine-type endopeptidase activity
Source: RefSeq, a predicted model, not a curated record
CGAUUUUUAAAUUUGUUUUGAACGGUUAGAAAACUGUCAGAAAACUGUUUAUAGAUUUUUGGGAUUUUUGUAAAUAGUGAAGUGAUGUUUAUAUUCUGAUAUUUAAAAAGAUAAUAGUAUGGAAUCUUUAAAGUUAAAACUCUCUAGAUAAUUAACAAUUAGAGAGAUACUUUAAAUAAUUGUAUAUAUUUUAUUUCAACUGUAAACAAUGAAUAAAACCAUUUCUCAGUUACUUAAAAGCUGUCGAGAUGAGCAACCUUCAAUUAAUCAGGAUUGCAAAAAUCCUGGUUUUUCGGAAAUUUAUACUAAUGAUUCUUUAGAAAAAUUGGAAACCGAUAUGAAAAAUUUUAUGAAUUCACAAAAAGUUCACUCUAGUGUUGUUGGAUAUGCGAGCAUUAACAAAAUGCUGGCUAUGUGCUCCUUACUGAGAGGAAAUGCUAAUGAAGCUACAUGUUUCUUAGCAGAAACACACGCUACUAGUCUUCGACAGAGUGUUAUUGUUAGAUACAUUAAAACGAAAACACGCACCAAAUAUCAAAUUAAACCGCCUACUUACGGAUUAAGUACAGAUCAUUUGAAAUAUAACAUGGGAAAUUGUUUAGACUACAAAUCUCUACAAGAGAAACUGGCAAUUCUACCACCUGAAUGGUACGUGCUUCAAGUUACAAUUCAACAUGAGAAUUUAGAUCAUUACAAGUACAAUGAAAAUACGGGAAAUUUUCUUUACACUUUACGUAAAACACAUCCAAUACACAUCAGUAUUUUUCCCACUGGACCAAAUGCAAUCGAACCUUUCUGUUUGACGUUACCAAAGCCCUCGACGAAUGACAAUUAUGAUUUACGUAGUGAAAUAGAAUCAAUUUUGAAUAAAAACAAAUCUGACUUGUCGAAUAGUUAUUCUAAUCGAAAGCUUUACUGGGAGAUGCGCAAAAGACAAGAUACUCAAAUGAAGACUGCUGUAACUGCAUUGGAAAAAACAUGGUUAAGAGAAUGGAGAAUUCUCUUCCUUGCGGAUCCAUUAGAAAAUUCAAUGAUUGUCGAAAGGGCACAUAAUAUAAUAGAUAAACUUAUUGACGACUCUAGUAAUUCCAAAGAAAUUUCAACUAGUACUCGAUGGUUACUAAAAAAAAUAUCAACUUGUGCAAGUUAUUUAUCAAAGGAGGAAUGUGCAAGGGCAAUAAAGUAUUUAUUGCCUAAUCAACGAAAACUUGCAAAACACAUUAUGUUAUCCAUUCAGGGAUUAUCGAGAGAAAUAGAAAGUAUACAACUUUUAAGAAGGAAAAAUCUCAUUUUAAUUAUAGAUGAAAAUUUAGAUUAUAUACCCUUCGAAGCGAUGGAGAUACUGAAAAAUCAACCUGUUACUCGAUUCCCAUCAAUUCACUUUACUUACGCCUUGUUUAUGGAAAAUCGAGAUUCAAUUGUCAAUGGCUGUAAAGUUGUGAAAAUAUCUAAAGACAUUGGCUCCUUCAUCGUGAAUCCUUCUUGUGAUCUUCUUAAAAUGGAAACUAGAUUAAAAACUUUUAUUGAUUACUGGCUUCCUAAUUGGAAGGGAUUAUAUGGAAAGGAACCAGAUAAUAAACAUUUUGAAGACGCUCUAGUCAAUCAUGACAUUUUAAUGUAUGCUGGUCAUGGAAGUGGUAUUCAGUACUUGUAUGUGGAAGAAAUUGAAAGACUUCGAGUAAAAGCAAUUGUACUACUUUUUGGAUGUAGCAGUUUGAAACUCACGCCCGUUGGAGGUCGGCAGCCACCUUUCGGCGUUUCUAAUCAAUAUUUAGCAGCUUGCAGUCCUUGUAAUUUGGGAAUGCUCUGGGAAGUCACUGAUGGAGAUUGUGAUAAAUUGACAGCAAGAUUUAUGAGCGAAUGGAUUCCAAGUGAGAGAAAAGAACCAUGGUCUUCUGUAGAUUUAACGAAAUGGGAAAGUGGUAAUUUAGUUUUUAGUACAAAACUUAAAAAACCUGAACCAAAUGAAUUUGAAAUGCUAAGAGCAAUUGCAAAGUCAAAAAAUACAUGCUUGCAAUUCAUGACCGCAGCAGCUACAAUAGUUCGAGGAUUGCCAAUAAUUUUAAAACAAGUUUGAACGUGUUUUAUCAUAUGAGGUGUGUGUAAAUACGAUUUAUACUGAAAAUAUACAAACAAUUUUUUUCUCAAAAUGAAUUCUAUGUAAUAGGAAAUUUUUUUUAUAAUUAAAAAUAUUUAAACAUUUGAAAAUUUAAAAUUGUAAA